AUGCGUUACGGCUCCCAAAGGGGCACGGCUGUUACAAAAGACGAGCACGAAGCGAGUGUGAUUCAGAUUGUAGCAAACAACACGGCUUCAGGCACCCAUUCUUCCUCCUCCACCUUAUCGUCCUCCUCCUCCUCCUCUCCGGGCAUCUUUCGGGAAUGGGCCAGCGCCUUGCCAGGGUGCAUCUCUCCACCCGGUGGUGUGGCUGGCGUCGUGCGAGAAAAGCUGCGGCGCACACGGCGCUAUAAUGUCCUGAGCAAGAACUACUUUGUGACACGGAUUCGCCUGCUGGACAGCAACGUGAUUGAAUGCACUCUGUCAGUGGAGAGUACGGGACAGGAGUGUCUGGAGGCGGUGGCCCAGAGGCUGGAGCUACGGGAGACCCAUUUCUUCGGGCUGUGGUUCCAAGGAAAGACCCAGGCCCCGGCCCAGCGCUGGGUGGAGCUGGAGAAACCCCUCAAGAAGCAGCUGGACAAGUUUGGCAAUGAGCCGCUGCUCUUCUUUGGAGUCAUGUUCUACGUGCCCAGUGUCUCCCGGCUGGAGCAAGAGGCCACAAGGUAUCAGUAUUACCUGCAGGUGAAGAAGGAGGUGUUGGAUGGACGUCUACACUGCGCAGUAGAGCAGGGGAUCAGACUAGCAGGCCUAGCAGUACAAGCUGACUUUGGAGACUUCACUCAGUUCAUGUCUCAGGAGUUCCUCAGGGAGUACGUGCUCUUCCCAGUGAACUGGCCUAAUGGAGAAGAGGUGCUGGAGGAGUGGACCCAGAAAGUCGCUGAAGAGCACAAGAGUCACUGCCGAAUGCAGGCCGCUGAAGCAGAGCUGCUGUACAUCAAGGAGGUGGAGAAACUGGACGGUUUUGGGCAGGAGAGCUUUGCUGCUAAGGACAACUAUACCAACGAUAUUUUCAUCGGUGUGUCCUUCAUCGGGGUGUUUGUCAAACACAGAAAUGGCAGAUCCAUCAUGCUCCACAAGUGGAAGGACAUUGGUACCAUAGCACACAACAAGUCAGCCAUCACAGUGGAGAUAACGAGCAGAGACGACACCAUCAUUUUUCACAUGGAGGAUAUGGAAAUGGCCAAGUACAUCGCUCGUCUUUUCACGGCCAGACACAAAUUCUACAAACAGAACAAGAUCUGUGCAGAGCCCAAUCACUCACCUGCACCAAUCAGGAGGAGACCCACCUGGACCCACCGCCUCUCCCUGUCACGUCCCCAGUCCUGUAACUUCCAGUCAAUGCAUUCCCAGUAUUCAGAGCAUUAUCAGGACACACAGAGCUCUCAAGACAGCAUUUUCCAUGAUGACCCCUACUACAAGUCGGAAACCAGCCUGGACCGCUGCCCGGUGGACUUCCCCUUCCGAAACGGUACCGUGCCCAACGGAAGCAUGUACAGCAGCCCCAGCCUGAGCUCCCUCAAUCAUUCCCAGACUUUCGUCCCACCCUCACCCAUAUCCUCCAACCUCAGCAUCCCCGGCAGUGAGCUCAUGCGCCCGGACUACAUCCCCAGCCACCGCCACAGCGCCAUCAUCGCUCCGUCCUACCGGCCCACGCCCGAGUACGAUGCCGUCAUGCGGCAGAAGCGGCGCAUGCUCCCCGCUCACCAUGAUCUCCACAGCCAAUCGCUGCGCAGUCUGAACAUCAGUAACGCCUGCGCUUACCGUCAGCCUGAAGCUCUGGUGUACAGCCAGCCGGAGAUGAGGGAGAGGGGUCCUUAUCAUGGCCUGGGGCCUAGUCCUGGACCUUAUGGGCCACAGAUCAGCUACAGUAAGCCAGUGUCCCAUGGGCCUCAUCAGGGAGGACCAGCCAGCAGCCAGGGCCCCUGUCACUCACCCUGCGUUAAUGGCGGCGGAGGCAGUGGUGGAGGUGGAGGCGUAGGAAGCUCCAUCUCUCACACUGUCAGCACGCCUGAGUUGGCAAAUACCAAACAACAGGGGACCAACGCAGGAAGCUACGCAGCUACAGCCAACAUGCUGAGAAACCACAUGUCGCGCCCUCCUCCACCUUACCCCUCCAGCUCCUUUCGCCCGGCCACCAGCACACCAGACCUGGCCAGCCACCGUCACCGCUGCAUCGGGGGCAGCAGUCCGGAGCUGGUCACCCGUAUGGUGCAGCUGUCGGUCAAGACCUUCCAGCCGGACAGCUCGGCCGUGGUGCACCAGUCGCUGCAGGAGGUCAGCGAACCACUGACCGCGGCUGCUAAGCACCGCUCCACUCUGGGCAAGAGGCACAGCAUGGAGGUGAUCAGCAGCAUGAGAGGAGGAGGAGGAGGAGGGGGGUUGGAGGGCAUGGUGAUGAAGGGCAUGAACGCUCCACUGCAUCGGAGGAAUACUCUCAGAGAACAUGUGAUGCCGCCUCAGCCCCAGUCCAUUCCUCAGCCCCAGACCCCUCAGUCACAACCCCAGCCGCAGCCUCAACCUCCACCUCAGCAGCCAAAGGAGUUGCCUCUGCAGAUGCCUGCCCAGAAAGCACCUACAGAGGCCUCUGUAGCGCCACCUGCAGCGGUGGCCUACCAACAUCAAAAGACUCUUUCUAAUGCUACCAUGCUCAUACACAGUAGCGAGAGUGAAGAAGAGGAGGAGGAGGAAGAGGAGAGACCUGAGCUGGACGUUCAGAUCCCAGGUCUCAAUGAGGACAUCAGCAUCAGUGCUCAGCUCCAGGCCGCUCUGGCCAAGCUGCCCAACAAACCCCCACCGGAGUACCCUGGACCUCCUAGACCUCCUAGCAAUGCUCAGAUCCGCAACCACACCCACAAUCACAAUCACACUCACCACCACAACCACAAUCAAGGACCGCAGAGCAACCAGGGACCUAUUGACCCAAACCAGGCCCAGGGCCGAGCCCUCAAAGCUGGGCAGAACCAGGGUGGUGGUGGUGGUGGUGGUGGAGGGCCCGGGGGAGGUUGUGGUGCAGGUGCUGGUGGGACACUGACCCGAGGGGACCAGGGUGGGGUGAAUGGAGCAGUUUUAGGUCCAUCCAUCUCAGAGCCGGACCUGACCAGUGUGAAGGAGAGGGUGAGGAAGGAGCCGGUCAAAGAGAGGCCGGUGUCAGAGAUGUUUUCCUUGGAGGACAGCAUAGUGGAGAGGGAAAUCGCUCAAAGGACGCUGGAGAGACAGAAGAUGUCUGUGGACUCCAUGAAGAGGCCACUGAUGAUGGCCGCCCUCAAUGGCCUCUAUGUGGCCCGAAUGCCUGUCCCCAAGAGUCCCACAGAGGAAGGUGCCAAGGCUGCUACAGACGAACGGUGUAAGACCUUGGAGUUGAAGCUGGAAGAGGAGCGGGUCUUCACUGAGUACGAGCAGGUGCCAAAGAAGAGGGCAAACUGCGUCCUCACCACAGCGACUCUGCCCGAAAACACGGAGCGCAACCGUUUCCGCGACGUUGUUCCUUACGAAGAGAACCGGGUCGAGCUGGUGCCCAACAAAGAGAACAACACAGGCUACAUUAAUGCCUCGCAUAUCAAGGUGAUGAUCAGAGGGGAGGAGUGGCACUACAUUGCCACCCAGGGCCCGCUAGCCAACACCUGUGCUGACUUCUGGCAGAUGGUCUGGGAGCAGGGGGUCAACGUCAUCGCCAUGGUUACAGCAGAGGAGGAGGGCGGCCGCUCCAAGAGUCACCGCUACUGGCCUAAACUGGGCUCCAAACACAACUCGGCCACUCACGGCAAGUUCAAGGUGACCACCAAAUUCCGCACCGACCAGGGCUGCUACGCCACCACGGGGUUAAAGGUCAAACACCUGCUGUCUGGCCAGGAGAGGACGGUCUGGCAUCUGCAGUACACUGACUGGCCCGAGCAGGGCUGUCCUGAAUAUGUUGUGGGAUUCCUCUCCUACCUGGAGGAGAUCCAGUCUGUAAGGAGACACACUAACUCCAUGCUGGACACCUCAAAGAGCCUAAACCCUCCUGUGGUGGUGCACUGUAGCGCUGGGGUGGGUCGCACCGGCGUGGUCAUCCUCACUGAGCUCAUGAUCAGCUGCCUGGAGCACAAUGAGCCAAUGGAGGUUCCCACCAUGUUGUCAGAGCUGAGGCAGCAGAGGAUGCUGAUGGUGCAGACCAUCUCCCAGUACAAGUUCGUCUAUCAGGUCCUCAUCCAAUUCCUCAAGAAUUCCCGCCUCAUCUGAGCAUGGGCUUGUGACCUUCGACCUUAGAUGACAUGGCAGAAUGGCUGCAGACAACAACAAUGGUACUUAAUGUAAGCACGAGGGCUGACAUGGCAGAUAUAAGUGAUGGUGUCAGUUGGAAGUAGGUGCAGUGAGAAACAACCCCACUUCCGUUUGAAUUUUUCUCCCGUGGCAGUUUAUGGGAGGAGAAGGUUUUUGUAGGCCUGUGUCGAGAUCAAUGGCGAUUUCUCCUAGUUAGUGUGCUCACAUUUCAUUCUUUUUAUCCCCUGGGAUUUAAUCUUGGACCUGAUCUUUCUACGUGGAGUAUGCAUGUUUGUGCGUUUUCUCCAUGCAGAUCAGGUGAAUAAGCAGCUUAUCUUUCCUGCAGGCAUGAAUGUGGAUGUCUUAAGAAAUCAAGUCUCAGUUACAGUUUGGCCAGCUUGCCUGCCUGCUACUUUUCUUAUUCAUUAUUCAGCCAUUAUUAGAAAUGGCAUUACACUGCAUGAACAGUAGGUGGCAGCAGUAUUAUUACUAAACUCUAUACUCUUAAAGAGUUCGCCAAACAAAAAUAUUCUUGUUCUGAUCUAAGCCGUUCCAUUAUUUUUAACAGAGUAUUGAUUAAUACAUCAAAUAUUUACUUCAACAUUGUAACAAAUGUUUUAUUUAUUUCUAUCAAGAUUGAAGUCACCUUCAGCAUUGAACAGACGUCUGACAAGCAUGUCGAUCUUUGGAACCUGUCCUUAUUUUUACUAUACACGUCUUCCUUGUGAAUGUCAUAAGGAUUCCUCCUAUUUUCCUUCUGAAGUUUCCUCAAUUUACUUUCACAUACAAACACACUCACACACAAGCACGCACAAACUACAUUUCAAUAAUUAUUUGUUUCCUUGAAUCACAGCUCCUUGCGAUCAAAUGUGUCUUAUCACAUUUUUUUAAAUCUAAAAGCAUUUCAAAACUCUGUCCAAUGAAUUGGAGAUAAUUUAUAAACAUAUUUUCACUGUUUGCAUUUGCAUUAAGUAGAAAACUGUGUCUUUAUAUACAGCAGAUACUGAGUAUACUGUAUCAUUAUGCCUUAUCGAAACAUGAAACGAGAAGCUGCCUGGCUGAUCUUUGUUGGGGGGUUCUGGAUGGGUUUGGUAAACUAAAUUCCCUUAGUUUUGUUUUACCUCCAAAGAUUAAAUCUUUAAAUCAGUAUUUUAUAGUUUGUGUUUUGAUGUAAGAACAACGAUAACAUUUCAAGUCCUUUACUUAGGUAAGGAUUUGACAGUAGGAGAAUGCUGGUGUCUUGGUUUAUUUUUGAAGGAUAGUGACACAACUGUCUUUGCCAAACAAAAGGCAGCUGUUUCUACUAAUCUGAUCCAAACCCAGUAGAUUACUGUGUUUCCAACAAUCUGAAUCCUGUUUAUAAAAUCAACUUCUGAAGAAUUUCCUUUUACUUAUUACAUUAAAUAUACUUUUUUUUUUCCCUGAAUUGUGAUGCAAAGCCAGCCAUGUCCAAAAUAACUUUGUACAUAAUGGGCAUGUGAGGAAAAAAUAUUUCUACAAAUGUUUUAUAUAGUUUUUUUUUUUUGACUUGGUACCCUAAAAAUACCGCAACAUAAUAAACUAUGCAUGCAUUUUUAUAUUUCAAUGUAUAUAUUCUCAGAUAAGUAUAAGCUUCAUGCUCUCUUGACAUAUAAGUGUUUUGUUGCACUUCAGUUCUCUUUGUGACAGUAUUUUCUCACACGGCAUUCCACUGUUUGUUUAUAUUUAAUUUUUCCCCUUAAUUUUUCUCUUUUUUUGGCAAAACUCCCAAAUACGUUUUAAAGUAUGUGUACAUAUGUUUUGUAUAUGCGUUUUCAGUGCAUCAAGUCUUUUGUUUUUCUCUCCCCAUGGAUGAAGCUGUCGUACUUGCUUAUUAUGCAAUAAAGCCUUAUUUUCUUUAAAAA
Lates calcarifer (barramundi perch) is the source of this 6014-nucleotide messenger RNA. RefSeq names its product protein tyrosine phosphatase non-receptor type 14. Gene Ontology annotation, molecular function: protein tyrosine phosphatase activity. Gene Ontology annotation, biological process: protein dephosphorylation; lymphangiogenesis. Lineage: Eukaryota; Metazoa; Chordata; Actinopteri; Centropomidae. The record is from RefSeq and is a predicted model, not a curated record. Gene Ontology annotation, cellular component: cytoskeleton.